ACAAAGUGAGCUGACCUGUGGAAGCAGUUUGAAGUUUACGGUAAGGUCACUGAAUGUGAUGUGGUCAACAAUUAUGGCCUCGUGCAUAUGGAGAAGGGUUAAGAUGCAGAAGGUGCGCUCGCUGGUUUGCAAGACAGCAUUUUGGAUGGGGCGAAGAUAAAUGUGGAACGUAGUCACGGCAAGCGAGGUGGAUCUUGUCUGAUGAGGAGGCGUGUGGGGCGAUAUCGCGACGAUCCCGUUAUCGCCCCCGUGGCCCACCCCCUAGAUAUAUGGGCGCUGGCCCGCUACCUCGUAUGGGAAGUUAUGGGCCUGCCUGUUACGAUGGCUACGGAGGCCCCUACGGACCACCGCCACCGUACCGUGGUCCCAGAGGCGGACCAGGACACAAAUGCCCAUCAAAUGGGACAGCCACCGCCUGAUCGUCUAGAACCCGUGAGCCCACCGCGGGCACCUGGGCGAGAGCCUUUGCCCCUUCCACCGCCUGCAGCAGGUUAUCGUGGAUCCCCCAUGCCGGAUCUCGUCCCUCCACCCCGCGAAUAUCCACCAAAGGGUGCUCCUCCCCCUCGCCAAAGGUACCAUAAGUACGAAAACUACGGUGAGUAUGAUGACUAUCGUGAACCAGUUGCUGCACCUGCACCCAGGUUCAGCGAAUACUAUGACAACUACGGCAACUACAGUGGUGGGAAGGCGAUAGGACCCCUACCACUGGAGGGUAUGACGGAGGGUACGAUUAUGGUCACCAUGAUUAUGGUGCAGAUAACCGGUCGCCUGCCCCACCACGACGACUACGUUGUCAAUCCCGUUGGUCUGGCGAAAGAUGAUAUAUACAUCCGGAUUGAGAAGGCCAGAGCAGCAUUUGCGAGCCUACGUCAUCUGUGGUGUAGGCGUGACAUCAGGUUCUCUGUCAAGUGUCGAGUUUACAAUGCUGCGAUGCGCUCCAUAUUACUAU
Messenger RNA from Opisthorchis viverrini, 949 nucleotides. RefSeq lists its product as hypothetical. Lineage: Eukaryota; Metazoa; Platyhelminthes; Trematoda; Opisthorchiida; Opisthorchiidae. The transcript is spliced from 6 exons. The record is from RefSeq and is a predicted model, not a curated record. The annotation marks the transcript as partial.